UGUUCGCGGAAUAUUGAAUCGAUAGAUUUGGCGAACUUACCCUAACCCUACAUCUGCAUCUCUUCCGCAAUCAAGAUUUCAUCGCUGUACCUCCUCUACCCUAAUUCUGUUCGUUAACCCUAAACCCAGCGACUAUGCCCGGUGAUUCGAUUGAACCAACGCGCCGCAAGCACCGCCGAUCCUCCUCCCCCGACGACGCGGAGGAGCAAUCCAAACGCCGCAAACAUCGCCAUCAUCACCGCCACCGCCACCGGAGUAGCAAAGAAAAAGCAGAAACGACCAAGCUGGAAGAAUUGGAUGGUGAUAGAAUCGAUGAUACCGAGGUUGAAUUAAUGAAAUUGGAAAGCACUACGGAGAACGGUGUAGGUUCUUUGAGCGAAGUUCCGGUGAAGCGUAAUGAUUUUUCUGGGUUUGAUUAUGAGAUGGAGGAAGGCGAGAUUGUGGAGGAUGAUGGUUUGGUUGAUUUUGUUAAUGAUGAUUCUGACAAGUUCAAAAAGGAUGUUGGGUUUGGGGAUAUUAAGAAGAAUCCACAGUCUGAUGUUGAGUUUCGGGAAAUUAAGAAGAACGGAUGUGAUGAUUUUAACAUGGGAUUUAAUGGAGAUAGUUUGGAAACAGUUGAUAAAAAGUUUCAGAAAUUGGGGAAGGACAAAACAGAUAGCAAAGAAAGUGCCGAGAUAGAUCAGGAGAGAUUAUCUAAUUCUGUGAGUCUCGCAAAUGGUGGUUAUGGACAUAAAUAUCAGGAAGUGGAUAGUACACGUUUCUCUAGAGAUGAUAAGCAGAUUCACAACUUUGCUGAUGAAGUUGACCGAACAGGUUUGAGGAAAUCUUCAUCUUCUGAGAAAGUGCCUGGGGCCGGAUCCAACUCUCAUGAAACUCACCUGAAAGAGAGAUCAUAUAGUAACCUAUUGAGGUCUCCUGAAUUGUCUAGGGGAAGGUCCCGGUCCCGGUCCCGGUCCCGAAGUAUCGUACGUGAAGCUUCUGUGGAAGACCCCUAUUGUAGGGAGAGGAAACAUCGGAGUGGAUCUGACGAUGAACGGACUGUUAGAGAUGCCAAACUGUACAGACCCAGCUGCAGGGACAUCAAGGAUAAAGAACGGGAGCGUAGCUCUAGCAGCAGGUAUACAGAGAGAGUAGAAAGACACAGGGAGGCUCGGGACCCUAACAGGGAGGGCAGCAGGGACAGGGAUUGGGAUAGAGAUAGAGAUAGAAUUAGAGACAAAGGAAGGAAGGAGGAGGACAUCGUAAGAGAUAGAGAUAGAGAAAGAGAAAGAGAAAGAGAAAGAAACAGGCUUCGAGACAGAUACCGAGGAGAAAGGGUGCAAGAGAGGGAGAGGGAGAGGGACAGGGACAGGGAUCAUGUAAGAGAAGACUAUAUCAGGGAUCGGGAGAGAGAUCGACAAGGGGUUAGAGAUGACAGAAGGGCUAGAAGCAGGGAUAAUGAUAUAGAUCGAUUAAGCAGACGCCAGAAAUAUGAGAAGGGUGAAGAUGCUCAUAAAGAUAGGUAUAAUGAAACCAGGCACCGAAGAAACUAUGAAGAUUACCAUACAGAGAAUACAGGAAGUGAUUUUGAAAAUGAGAGAUCUAAAGAUAAAGAGGGGAAUGAGAAGUUGGAGAGAGAUCUUGACAGGCAAGAGGACUAUCAAGAAAAGAUAGCAGUGCAACUUGCUGAGCAGGAAGAGGAUGAUCUUGAGAGAAUCAAGGAGGAAAGUAGGAGGCGAAGGCAAGCUAUCCUUGAAAAGUACAAAAACAAACAGCAAAAACCUGAAACUCAUUUACAAGCAGUGGAUGCAGUUGUAGAUACACUAGCACAAGUGGCAUCUGCUGAAGUUCUACCUGAAAACUCUGACAAUCAGACUGAAGGAGUAGAUGAUUAUGUCCCUGAACAGUCCUUUGCUGUGGGGAAAUCUCCUUCGCAAAAUGGUGUUUCAACUGUAGAAAUGCCCACUGGAACUGGCGGGCUAGGAGAGGGUACCCCCAAGAGCGAGAGAUCCAAUGAUAUGUUUUGUGAUGAUAUAUUUGGAGAAUCACCUGCUGGAAUUCGUAAAAUGGGUAAAGGGGAUGGUAUAGCUGUUGAAAAGAGUGGACUAAAUGACAACUGGGAUGAUGCCGAAGGUUACUAUGGCUACCGUUUCGGGGAAGUACUUGAUGGCCGUUAUGAGAUAAUAGCUUCCCAUGGAAAAGGUGUAUUUUCAACUGUUGUUCGGGCAAAGGAUCUAAAGGCAAAGCCUGGGGACACUGAUGAAGUAGCAAUUAAAAUUAUACGUAAUAAUGAAACAAUGUAUAAGGCAGGUAUGGAAGAGUUGGUCAUAUUAAAGAAGUUGGCCGGUGCUGAUCCUGAGAGCAAGCGCCAUUGUGUUCGUUUUCUUUCUAUCUUCAAGUACCGGAAUCAUCUAUGCUUAGUUUUUGAAUCUCUUCAUAUGAAUUUACGAGAAGUUCUGAAGAAAUUUGGUCGUAAUAUUGGUCUGAAGCUUACAGCUGUGAGGGCAUAUGCUAAGCAACUAUUCAUAGCACUGAAACAUUUGAAAAAUUGUGGCGUUCUCCAUUGUGAUAUCAAACCUGAUAAUAUGCUGGUCAAUGAAGCAAAAAACGUAUUGAAGCUUUGCGACUUCGGUAAUGCCAUGUUUGUCGGUAAAAAUGAAAUCACACCCUAUCUUGUUAGCCGUUUUUAUCGCGCCCCUGAGAUAAUUCUAGGACUAUCAUAUGACCUUCCCAUGGAUAUAUGGUCAGUUGGUUGCUGUUUGUUUGAGCUUUACACUGGGAAGGUCUUAUUUCCUGGUGCUACUAACAAUGACAUGCUUCGCCUUCACAUGGAACUGAAAGGUCCUUUCCCUAAAAAGAUGCUUCGUAAGGGAGCAUUUACGGAUCAGCACUUUGACCAGGAUCUGAAUUUUCUUGCGACAGAUGAGGACCCAGUCUCAAAAAAGCCAAUAAGGAGGCUGCUUGUAAAUAUCAAGCAAAAAGACUUUGGCACAUUAAUUUCAGGAUCUCCUGGUGAGGAUCCAAAAAUGGUUGCUAAUUUUAGAGAUCUUAUGGAAAAGAUAUUUGUCCUUGAUCCAGACAAGAGGUUGAAUGUAUCACAGGCCUUAGGCCAUCCUUUCAUCACGGGCAAGUGAACCAUGAUGCUGAUUUCUGACUACAGAAUUGCUGUUGCAUUAGAUACUUAUGCAUUAUGGUCUCGUCUCAAUACUGAAUUAUCUAAUUGGACAUUUAUCUGUCUUUGUCUGCUGUCUGGGAGCAAGAAUUCAGGAGACAGUGAAUGGGGCAUGGUUGGAUUUCUAAGAGAUGAUCUUUGGGAAGGCUGUUAUCGUGGAGUUCUUUCCAUGGAUACUUUUCUGUUUCUAUUGAUUCUUCUUAUGCUAUGAAGAAACUGUUCAAUGCUUUAGAUGAUUAAAGGCACUCUGGAGAAGGACUGUAUGCCCCGGAGAUGUUAGGAUGCUGCUCUGAAGUAUGGAAUAACUCAAGGUUGAGCAUCUCCCCUUGACGCUGGUGAGUGACCUCUGUGUUCCCUGCUGUUUUUGGUCUCUUCUUUUUUCCUUUCAAAUCUGGCCUGUGAUGCUUAGACAUCCCUGGCAUCAUGUUCAUCUGUCUAUUCAACUCCUUUCAAAUUACUGGUCCAGUUGGUUUCAACUUUUUUCAUUGACGAACUUUCAAAUUACUGGUCCAGCUAUGGAUAGUACCCUUGUUUAGUACGCAAAUCCGUUUUCGUGCAGUUCAUGGCUUUCAAAAAGUAAGAAGCUCUUACUCUUGGCUCUACAUCUGAAUUUUAAUUAAACUCAUUUAAAAAACUCUUAUCCCCCAUCCCAACAAAGGAAAAUAGAUCAUAUUUGAACUAGAAAAUCUAGAUUGAAUUUCGUCUAUGGUUGAAAGUACUAUUAUAUGCAAGCUUAUAAUCAAUUUCCAAGUGUGCGCAAACUAUAGGCUGUCAUUAAUGUUUGGGUUGAGAUUUUUUUUCAAUUUUAGAUGUUGUGUUAAAUGGAAAUAUGAUUUGCACAUGUACCAUGUUAAGAGCCAUGAUGCUAAGGUGGGUUCACAAAUUAUAAAUACUGUAUGAAUUUGAUGUGUACUGAAAUAACCUUCAGAUUAGGUAAACCAUUUACUUAAAUAAAUAAUUAAAGAAAGAUUUGCUGAGAGCUCAGUAUUGGUGAAGCAGCAUUCUCUUAUUACAUGGAUGGAAUGGGCAAAUGUAAAGGUAUAUCUGUCUCUUGAAGCAGUGAUUCCAUGUCUUUUAACUUGAUCAACUGUCAACAUGCCACAACGUACUUAAAUGUAAUGAGAUUGAAGUGCCAUGCCACAUGUUUUACCUGUGCAUCACUUCUCCUUCUAUAACUGUGUUUCUUAUACUAAAAAACAAUGAAACUUUUUCUGUUUAAAAAUAUAUUGGUUAAUGUUGUUCUGCCAAGUGUUGAGAGAGUAAUGCGCGCUGUAAGACGAUAUAUGGUGCAGAGUUGUAAAGUUCAUUUUACAUUUUGUUCAUGUUGUAUCCUGGUGAUUAUAUUGGUUCCAGUUGCUGGUAAGUGGCUACUUAUGAUGGGCGAUAAAUCUACAUAAUUCUGCUGUAAACCUAAUAUUAUGAAGAAGUCUAGCCUAUGGCUCAGAUUGUUAUAGGAUGCUUGUUGAUGUGGAGUUGACACUUGACAGGUUCUUGGUUUUGGUUUUGUUAACAUUCUCGUAGAGAUUACUUUCGUUGUGAUCAUUUACUGCUUGCUUACUGCAAAUGUAAGGGGAUAGGUUGAUUUUGGUAAAAGUUGAUAAUGUGUACUUGUUUAUAGUCUAAGUACUAUUAAAUCCCAGAAGCAUUUUCUUCUUGUUA
Salvia hispanica is the source of this 4810-nucleotide messenger RNA. RefSeq lists its product as uncharacterized. Gene Ontology annotation, molecular function: protein serine/threonine kinase activity; ATP binding. Lineage: Eukaryota; Viridiplantae; Streptophyta; Magnoliopsida; Lamiales; Lamiaceae. Gene Ontology annotation, biological process: peptidyl-threonine phosphorylation; peptidyl-serine phosphorylation; mRNA cis splicing, via spliceosome. The record is from RefSeq and is a predicted model, not a curated record.